Messenger RNA from Amoebophrya sp. A25, 3824 nucleotides. The record is from the annotation of a GenBank genome assembly. NCBI's taxonomy places the organism in Eukaryota, Dinophyceae, Syndiniales, Amoebophryaceae.
GCUCAGUCCUCAAAGAACAACUGCGCUUGUCUUCAUGAGGUAUCCUAUGUGCGUGUGCCAUGUAGACGUUACUAAAUCCAAAAAUGGUAGAGUACAUCAGGCCACAGAAUUAGAUUGCGUUGACUUGUAGCAGAUCUUUUUCUACGGUGAAGUUAGUAUAUGUGAUAACAAAACGACAGGACUUUUUAGCGCCACUUUUUGUAACCUGAUGGGAAAAAUAGAAGAUGCGUGACUGUCGGCGACACAGUCUGUCAAACAGUCAGAAUUCAGAAUGGAGUGACUAUCGUGAUAAAGUGACAUGAUGAAGGUAGGAGUAGUAUGUUCGAAAGUCCUAGUGUUGUGCUUCGUGUGCCGUCAGUUGCCUUUAGCCUCCUGAUCUAAACACUUUUGUUGAUUAUAGACCUUCAUACAUGACAACACUAUCGACGAAAAAAUGUCUGGCGUGUACAACACUCGCGACAAUUAUGAUGACAUUGGGGAGUCGGGGUUGGAGGCCAACCUGGUUCAAAUCCCUGGCAAGCCUGACAUCGCCUUUGAUCCCAGAGAGUCCUGUACGUUGGUGCGCGGACACGAGAGUCGACCUCUAACAGUGUGGAAUGAUGGGCAGAUCUUGCUUGAGACCUUCCAUCCCCACUUUCAGCCUGCAGAAGAUUUCUGUAUUACGAUUGCGGAGCCGAUCGCGAGACCUGAAAGCAUACAAGAAUACCAGAUCACGACGUUUAGCAUGUACUCAGCAGUGAGCAGUGGCCUGACUGUGCAGGACAUAGCCGAUACGUUGAGAAAGUUGUCGAAGAACGAAGUGAGCAGUAAACUGUUAAAGUGGAUCCAAGAAUAUGCGGCUAAUUUGGGGAAAGUGAAGUACCUGUGGAGUAAAGGGGAAUCGUCAGCUGGUGGAGCAGGAGGUGAACUACUAAGCAGAGUUCCAGGCUAUCCAAUAUUAAGGCUCGACUUUCAUUGGUCACAGAAGUUGGUCACUGAAAUCGAAGAGAGUCCCCUGGAUAGAACAGGGGAAAAUGAAGGGAACAAAGGGGAGAGCCUUGGAGGGGUCUCUUCCGUUCAGAGUCAGUGACCAAUGAAUGCUGAGCUUUAACAAUCGGCGGCUUUACAUCCUCAGCCCAUCACUACUUGGAAAGCACCGACUACGAUGCGUUGCUUCAGUUGGAGAACAUCCUGCAAGAGCGUGGCCUAGUUACCGAGUCCUUGCCUCCAAAAGAGGAAAUGGAGUAUAAGAGCAAGCGAAGACGCCGUGAAGAAGAACUCCAGGACAUUUUGACAGGUGGUGGAGCAGUUGGAGGCGAGCAACAAGGAUUAGGAGGUGCGCUGGGACGCGAACUACAAGGAGUAGGUGCACUGGGACUUGGAACGGGGCAGAAUGUGGCCGCAGCGGAUAUUAUGUUUCUUCUAUGAAGACGUGAUCGUGCGCUCAUCUCUUCAAUAACCAUAACGAUAACCCAUUUUCCAAUCACGACUUUUUUCCUACUCAGAGGGCCUGCAUAGAAUGAAGAUGAACUUAAUACUUAGAUUUAAAUAGACUGCAAAAAUCGAUCGGAUUGAUAUUUCUUGUGCUGGACCGACACCUCUAAUCCUCGAAGAGGAGGACGCUCUUCCCAUAGUACCGGAAAAAGUUUGGUACGUUCGUGUAGAUGGCAACCAAGCUGAAGAAGUCAAGCGGAUCGCUUUUGAGAAUCGCUUCCCCUUAUUAGAGGAGUAUGAUUACAAGGCGGACCGACGCAGCCCAGAUUUGGACAUUACCAUGCGAACCUCAACGCACAUCCGAGAAUAUCUUAAGCGUUGAAGCAUUUCAUUUUUGUACGCAUGAUUUGGCACAUUUCAAGAAGAAACGUGUCAAAUAUGUAAGACAGAUAAUUAUGAAUUGUUUCAACUUGUAAAUAUCAGGAAGUUGCAUUGUCCAAGAUGUUUACGACUCCGAGCCGAGCUAGGUCUGGUAUCAUCGUGCUCCCCUGUGGUGCGGGUAAGACCUGUGUGGGCAUUACAGCGACCGCGACGGUCAAAAAACGGACUCUGGUCCUGACUUCAACCGCUAUGGCUGUGUCACAGUGGCAGCAACAAUUCCUCCAGUUUUCGACGAUCAAAAAAGAAGACAUUUUUCUCCUGACUGCCGAGCACAAAUCAGCGAUUAAGGACGCCAGCGAAGCCUGUGUUGUCAUCUCGACGUACAGCAUGAUUGGUUUCUCAGGUCGCAGAGGUCAGACCACGCGCUAUAUCUUGAACCAGAUUCAGUCUGUCGAGUGGGGCCUUUUAGUGUGUGACGAAGUCCAAGUGAUGCCAGCAAAAACCUUUCGUCAGGUGGCUUUGACGGUGCGCUCUCGAUGCAAACUAGGCCUAACCGCUACCUUAGUUCGUGAAGACGAUUUGAUCACGGACUUGCAAUGGCUCAUCGGCCCAAAGUUGUACGAAGCAAACUGGCAUCAACUACAAGACCUGGGGUACUUGGCGCGUGUCCAAUGCGUAGAAGUCUGGUGUGAGAUGAGUGAAGUCUUCUACGAGGAAUACCUGAAACGCAUCAACGUAUUGGGGCAACACGCGACGGCGCGGUUAUUGUACUUAUGGCUUAAGCUUGUAAAAUGACACUGUAAUUUAGGGGAUCCUGAUGUUACUAGGUCAGAGCAGAAUCAGACGACCAUGAAGAUGUUAUUUACUCCUGGUCUUUUUCCAGCACGAUUGUUGUAAGAUUCAGUCUCAGCAGGGUCAGGCUUGCUAGUAGACAAGUGAAAUUGAUGAAAUUGUCGCACAAACUCGUCCCUUCCGCCCUCUCUAAACCGCACGUUAAACCCGAUCAAACUCUGCAUUGCCGAGUUCUUAAUCCGCUUCCACGAGCAACGAGGGGACAAAAUUCUAGUCUUUUCCGACAACACGGACAUUCUGAAAAUGUUUGCGUUAGCCAUAGGGCGUUACUUCAUCUACGGUGAAGUAGCGAAUCGAGAGCGGGAGCAAAUCCUCCGCAAGUUCAAGGAAGACCCCUCUGUGGCGACGUUGUUUCUGUCCAAGGUAGGCGACAAUGCGAUUGAUUUGCCCUCUGCGAACGUUGUGAUCCAAAUCAACGCCCAUUUUGCGUCUAGAAGACAGGAAGCUCAGCGAUUGGGACGUAUUUUGCGACCCAAAAAAGUGGCGCCGUCAAAAGCCUCUAGUUGUGCUGGAGGAAUGGGAGGUACUGGUGCUAAAAGUAGCCGCAACGCCUCAAACGCCGCGAACCAAGCUCCAGUGCCAAACGCCUAUUUUUACACACUCGUUUCAAAAGACACGCAGGAGAUGUACUACGCGACCAAACGACAGCAGUACCUAGUGGAACAAGGGUAUGCGUAUAAGAUCGUGGACACUUUGUAUCGGGAUGGAGUACAACCGCAGAUCGAGAAAGGCGCGAACUUCAUCUAUCAUGGCGAAAAAGCCGAGAACGACUUGCUCCGGCACGUGUUAGAGCGCACAGCAAAUUUCUCCUCGGAGGCAGAUCUGUUUGUAGGUGACGACGAAGCGGGCACAGCAUUACAGUUAGGUCGAUUUGGGGAGUCUGCGUCUAGCAGUGCAGAGGAACUGCUAAGCAGAGUACAAGACCAAGAGAGAAACAUGACCAACUUCACAGGAGGUCAAGCAGGAACAUUCAUCGAUGACUGAAUUGGAUGAGUUGUAGUACCUCUACGACAUCAUUCAUUUUCAUGAUUUCUUUUCUCACUAUCCUUCCCCUAUCAGGAUACUCCACCCCUACUCCCUCAUCGACGACCCUAAAGCAAGCCGGUUUAUUUACCCCUCAUCUACUUGUCGAUGCACUUACUAAGAAGUAACAACAACCUGCUUUCGUGUGGUGCAAU